AAAAAGUGUGAACGUUAAAAAUGUACAAGUAGAAUUUGAGAAUUUUAAGCUUAAGUUCAGAAAGUGCGGGUCGGCGUCGGGGUGAACAUAAUACAGAACUUUGCCUGGGAUGUUUGUCAUUUUCCUACCAUGGCUGGAAACAGAGAGAAUGAACACAAAUCAACUUAUUGCCACACCAUGAAGAGGGGACCAUGGAGAGCUGUGCAUUUUGAUUGGCAUUUUGGAGUCGAUCAACCUGAAAAAGAAAGGAGAGGACUCAUUACUGAAAGAUUUGAAAUUAGAUCGAUGGCAGAGAAGCUCAACUUUACCAUCUAUCCAUCAGCAAAAAAUAUAUUACAAACCAGGAAUUUAACGAAACCAGACUUCUUAAGGGAACUACAUAGAUUUAAAGAGCUGUGUGCAUCAGAGCCUUGUGGCUGUAUUUUGAUGACCAUUUCCUCACAUGGAGAAAUUGUAAAAACAGAUGACCAGGGAGGCAGUGAAAGCUUUGAAAUAUUUGAAGAUAACAUCUUAACACACCAGGACAGUUCGGCCUUCUCCAGAGAUGAUAGUAGGGUGCCAGUAAGAGAAAUCAUUGAAGUGUUCAGGGAUAGGAAAUUAAAACCAAUUCCCAAAAUAUUUUUUAUACAGGCCUGCAGAGCUGAAGAAAAUAGCACAACUGAUGUAGAUACAGGCAUUCGUGUUGGUUACAGACAAGAAAAUGAGUUUCAGUAUCAAGAUGACCCUCUUAACAGAUCACACUCAACUCCAUAUUUAGAGAACAGUGUCAUGGUUUACUCCACUCCAUUUGGUUAUUCUGCUGGGUUCAGCGAUCGCAUUGGAAGUCAUGUAUGGGAAGUUCUACAGAUGACACUUAAAGAGAUUUUAGCACAAGUACCUGUAAUUGGACCUGUGAAUCUGCUGCAUUGGUUGAAAGAAACAAACAACAGACUGGCCAAAUCAGAGGAAUAUGAGAUGGAUGAUAUCGAAUACAAACCUCUGCUCAGUAUCUGCCACACACUGACAAGGAAUAUUAUUUUUGAUACAAACAACGACUAAAGAAAUAGGAGUUUUAAGAUCUACACCCACCUUUGGUCUAUUUUUUAUAGUCAUGAAUUAAACAAAAUCACUUAUCUCUAGAAUAUGUUUUCUUAAACAUAAUUCAGAUUUUGAACUUAUAUUUGAUUAACGCCUGUGUACUAUUAUCAAUAUGAAAUGUUUUUUAAAACCAUGCAUUAAAUGGACAUGAUCACAGUUUGUGCUGAAAAUGUUAUAUUUCCUGUUUGAAUGUCAACAGUACUUUAUGAAUUUGUUUCCAGUAAGCAACAUAAAUUUGAUCAUCUGUCGAUGGAGUUAUAAGCGAGAUAUAGUGGUCAUAAUUCUUUGUUAUGAGAAAAUAGGAUGGAUUUGCUAUAGUUUCGUUUUCAUAUGUUCAUAAUGGUAAAAACCUCAUUUAAUUUGAGUAAGGAUCUUCUUGCAAGUUUAUUAUUAAUAUUAACACUAAUUAAAAAAGAUAUACAUGUAUAAUGCUUUUCACAUGUAAUUUGUUUUGAAUAUUGUGUUUUUUUGGCAUUAUUAACAAAACAAAGAGUGAUAAACCCUGAAUCUCGGUUUAAAAAUGGAAAAAUGAUAUUUGAAAUAUUUUUGUUAGCUCAAGCCUUUAAACUGAAAUACUAAUGUUAUUUAUGUAAUAUGCCUCUAUAUUAAGGAAGAAGACUACUCUGGUUAUCGACUUGUCAAAAGUAUAUUUGGUUACAUGUUCAUUAAAUCAAGAUGAAAGGAAGUU
This is a messenger RNA of Magallana angulata, 1765 nucleotides long. Its product is annotated as caspase-7-like. The transcript has 6 exons. NCBI's taxonomy places the organism in Eukaryota, Metazoa, Mollusca, Bivalvia, Ostreida, Ostreidae. The coding region runs from base 130 to 1038 and encodes 302 amino acids. Gene Ontology annotation, biological process: proteolysis. The record is from RefSeq and is a predicted model, not a curated record. Gene Ontology annotation, molecular function: cysteine-type endopeptidase activity.